AUGUCUAUCCCCACACAAUUCGUGCGGAAGUCUCUCUUCCCCGCAUCUCGAUACGUAACACGAAGCCACUUUGUUGCUCCAUCCUCACCUUUCAACUUCUGUUACCGCACAAUGGCUACCGCUGGAAAGAAAGAGUUCCUCUGCAUCCUCCCGGAUAAGCCGGACGCGCUGGCACGGCGUCUGGAGGUCAGACCCACUCAUUUGGCUGAGGCCAAGUCGUCUGCAUCGGUUGGAAAGGUGGUUGUUGGCGGAGCCAUGUUUGAGACGGAACACCCCUCUGAGGGAAAGCCGCCUGCUUUCAAGGGAAGCAUGAUUAUCUACACCGUCAGCAGUGCCGAUGAGGCAUGGGAGCUGAUCAAGAACGAUGUUUACGCCAAGAACGACGUCUGGGACCUUGAGAAGGCCCAGGUAAUUCCGUUUGUUUCCGCUAUUCGCGAGAGUCUCUAG
Molecule: messenger RNA, 447 nt
Organism: Colletotrichum truncatum
Lineage: Eukaryota; Fungi; Ascomycota; Sordariomycetes; Glomerellales; Glomerellaceae
Product: ycii-related domain protein
Source: RefSeq, a predicted model, not a curated record